AUGGAACGGAGAGGCGUUCGCCUCGCAUCCAUUCGAGAGGAAAGGAAGAUAGAGUCGUGGAGUCAGCUAUGGCGAACACUACUAUGCGGCGGCAUUGCAGGAUGCGUGGCUAAGACGACUACCGCGCCUCUUGAGCGAGUAAAGAUCCUGUUCCAGGUUGCCACGAUCCAUUACCCAUUCAAGGGGGUGGUCCCCACGCUGCGUCGCAUCGUGGAGAGGGAGGGAUUUAGGGGCCUCUACAAGGGCAACGUAUCGUCCCUCGUGCGGAUCUUUCCCUACGCGGCCACUCAGUUUGCGGCAUUCGACAUCUUCAAGGCCGCCCUCACCCCCAAAGACGCCGGCAUUUCGGGAUUGGCCAACUUCCUGGCCGGUGCUGGCGCUGGUGCGACGGCUGUGGCAUUCACCUACCCACUCGACGUCACGAGGGCGAGGCUUGCCGUGCAGGUGGAGAAGAGGCACUACACAGGCCUCGUGCACGCCAUACAGAACAUGUGGCGACACGAAGGAGGGCUGAAGGCUUUGUACAGAGGGUUGCAACCGACCAUGUUCGGCAUACUUCCCUACGCCGGCAUCAACUUCUUUACCUACGAUACUCUCAAAUGGUACUACUCCAAAAAGCUGAGAAUCGCCGCCAACGGUGACCCGCCACCACCGAUUCCCACCACCCUCCGCCUCGCCUUUGGUGCCGUGGCUGGGGCGCUCGGACAGACUCUCACCUAUCCUCUCGACGUGGUGUGGAUUGGUGUGCUACUGGUUCUCUUCAUGUUGAUGGUGGUGAUUGAUGGGGCUUCUGGUCUGGGGUAG
Acanthamoeba castellanii str. Neff is the source of this 804-nucleotide messenger RNA. Its product is annotated as carrier superfamily protein. Gene Ontology annotation, biological process: transmembrane transport. The coding region runs from base 1 to 804 and encodes 267 amino acids. The record is from RefSeq and is a predicted model, not a curated record. The transcript has 6 exons. NCBI's taxonomy places the organism in Eukaryota, Discosea, Longamoebia, Acanthamoebidae. Gene Ontology annotation, cellular component: mitochondrial inner membrane.